Molecule: messenger RNA, 1991 nt
Organism: Trifolium pratense (red clover)
Lineage: Eukaryota; Viridiplantae; Streptophyta; Magnoliopsida; Fabales; Fabaceae
Product: ubiquitin carboxyl-terminal hydrolase 27-like
Exons: 10
Coding region: 398-1762 (454 amino acids)
Biological process (GO): protein deubiquitination
Cellular component (GO): cytosol; nucleus
Molecular function (GO): cysteine-type endopeptidase activity; cysteine-type deubiquitinase activity
Source: RefSeq, a predicted model, not a curated record
AAAAGCACAAUGCACACGACGAAGUAGUGAAAACCUGAACUCAAAAUCAGGGUUCCCCCGCCAAGCAAAAUAUGGAUAUGAAGAAGACGGUAACUCUAAAUUGACACUAUCCUCUACAAUUCGCUUAGCACUUCCUACCAUUGCAACCAUUGCUGUUAUCACAAUAGCUUUCAAAGAAAUCAAAUCAUCCAAACGAAUUAUUAGCUUCUCAGGUUUUGAUUCCCGGCUUUUCAUUACCGAUUCCGAGAAACCGAUUUUGAUUCCCGGUUUGCAAAAUCUCGCAAAUAAUUGUUUCCUCAACGUCGUUUUGCAGGCUCUUGCUAGUUGUGUUUGCUUUCAGAGUUUUCUUGACAAUGUUAUUGCUGAAUAUGAGACUGAUGAACAACUCGUUGAAAAUAUGCCUCUUAUAUCUUCUCUGGCUUCAUUAUUACAAGAGCUGAGCUCAGUUAGUACCGAAAAGGUUAUAUUGAGUCCGACAAAGUUGAUGCAUGCUAUGUCCAGCUACAUUCCAGAUUUUGAUCUGACGAGCCAGCAGGAUGCUGCUGAAGCGUUUGUUCACCUAAUGUCCUCUUUGAGAGAAGAAUCUGGAGGUUGUUAUGCUCCAAAGAUAAGUUCUUUAGCAGACAUUUUUGCUUCUAAUAAUAGAAUUCUUACUCCAAUACAGACGGAGUGGCAAAGUGAGCCAGAAAGAUGGCAGCGCCUCUUCCUUGGACCCUUUGAUGGGAUUCUUAAUAGCAGCUUAACUUGUCAAAGCUGUUCGUCCCAGAUCUCAAAUAAAUUUGAAAGUUUUGAUUGUUUGCCUCUUUCACCCGUGCUUAGUAAUAGUUACACUAUAAGAGUUGGUUGUACACUUGUGGAUUGCCUGAAGCAGUUCAUUGUAGCUGAACACAUUGAAAACUACCACUGCAGCCACUGUUGGCAUAAUGCUGCAAUCAAGUAUCUUACCUUGAUGGAAGGAAACAAGGUAGAACUCGGAAAACUUAAGAGAUGUUCUGAUGAAGAAUUCUGUGAGUGCCGAAAAACUUAUAAUCUUGAAAAUCUACCAUGGUUAAAUAGGUUUUCACGUGCUUUGAAGCAGCUAAGUAUUGCUCGAAGUCCAAGGAUUUUAUGCAUCCAGCUGAAAAGAGUUCACAUGAAUAAUUUUGGAGAAUCAUUUAAACUACAGGGCCAUAUUUCUUUUCCAUUGACUUUGGACGUGUCCUCAUUCAUGACAACUAGACCAGGAGUAAAUAUACAGAAAGAAGAUGUACAAAGUCUGCCAUUAAAUCCGCAGUAUAACAGAAUAAACUCUUUGCCAAACCAUAGCAACCUGCAUUCUGAGAUAAGAACGAUCAGAUUCAGUGGCAUUUAUGGAGAAUCGAAAGAGCAGAUCGAUGCAGAUGCUCUUAUUGAUGAUGUAGUUAUCUCCUCUACUAGUAGACAGGCACUUCUUAAUGAAUUUCCCUGUUCUAGCUCUUCAGAAAACACUCACUCAAACACACAGUCGCAAUCCAUUGACACGGUGGAUGCUUCUUGUAAUUCAGAUUCUCAAGAUACAUGUUUGUAUCAACUUGUUUCUGUUGUGGAACAUUUUGGAAGAGCAGGAGGAGGGCAUUACACUGUUUACAGAUGUGUGAGAUCGGAGUCCUCAGAUGUCUCUGGUGAUCAACAUUCAAUGAGCUGGUUUUGUGUUUCAGAUUCUCAAGUGCGUUCUGUUUCAGUGGAAGAUGUUCUUUCUGCCGAGGCUAGCUUGCUUUUCUAUGAGAGAAUACCAAAUAGCUAAAAAAAUUUGAAAUUUCGUCGUUGUUUUAGGAAGUUGGUUAAGGAAAUGCAUUGAAUUUAUUUUUUUGAAACAAAAAAUGUAUUGAUUUAUAUAGUUCCUAGUUAGGGAUUGUACACAAAUGUAAGGAAAUUGUUCAAAUUUUGAUACCUUAAAUUGAAAAGAGAAGGAAAAAGUUAUUUCUGUAGUUAGCCAUUAAAAAAAAAAAUCUCUGCAGUUGAUAUUUGAUCCU